AUGGCACCUCUGAGCAGGGAUGUAGCCAGGAAGGAGGAAAAGUCUUUUGCUUUCGCCACAUACAACAACAAGAUCUCCAUGAAAUCGAAAGAUACCAGCAGGACGAUGGCGACCACAAAGUCACCUUUCGCUCUCGCUUCAGCGUGCCACAGCAACAAGCGCGCUGUGAAGGAUCCAAAGGUCGCUCAAUCUUUGAAGAACGUGAUCAAAGCGAUUGACACACCCAAUCAUUCCUCGAGUCGCGCAUGUAAAGGCUUGGUCGAAGCUGUCCGUCGGAUCUCGACUAAGGUCCGGCGCAACACAAGCACAGCGUAUCGCUACCUCAAAGCUGCCAUGAACAUAUGCAAGGGCAACGACCUCAGAAAGCGCAAACAUUACUCAGAGGAAGAUAAUGAGUCAUUGCCAUCGGCGGCGCGACGUGUCUGUUUGGGCCUCGAACAUCCUGGACGAACCGACAACAAGCUGAAGCAAGACACUGUCGUUGACGAGCAAGAUUCAAAUGGGUCUGAGAUGCCCUGGCAGGACGAGACAAGCGAGGAACAUCCUGAUUUCCUUGGUCUAGUUGAUGGGAGCAAUCAGGGGCACUCUCCGCCAACCGGCAGCGGAGAUCUCCAAUACCUAUGCGGUCACUGGGUUCACCCAGCUCAUACAGAAGUGGCGAUCGACAAGAAAUGCCCUAGAUGUUGUAUGCGAACAUGCCUCAAAGAUGUAGUGUGCGCAAAAAGGUGGCUAAUAGCCAAGGGCGAUCCUCGUGAGCUCAGCAAAGACAGGUGGGUGGAAUACAUGGAGAUCUUGAGUGGCAGACACUCAUCAACCAAAGGCGAGAACUUGAGCCUCACGCACUCGAAGGCGCGAGAGGCCAACUUGAUCGCAGAGAUGGAAGAGCUUUGCAAAGUAGAGAAGGCUUGGAUGGCGAGCCGAGAGGGUGAUGAGGGUGUUGGAUCGCUCUCGGAAUACGAGACCGAGCACUGCAACUAUGGUGCUCAUGAAGCCAUGCGCCUGCAUUAA
This is a messenger RNA of Plenodomus lingam JN3, 1008 nucleotides long. RefSeq lists its product as uncharacterized. NCBI's taxonomy places the organism in Eukaryota, Fungi, Ascomycota, Dothideomycetes, Pleosporales, Leptosphaeriaceae. The record is from RefSeq and is a predicted model, not a curated record.